Messenger RNA from Racocetra persica, 2779 nucleotides. Lineage: Eukaryota; Fungi; Glomeromycota; Glomeromycetes; Diversisporales; Gigasporaceae. The record is from the annotation of a GenBank genome assembly.
AUUCUCUAAUAAGCCUGGAAUGGUAAGCACGGUAAUAUUUCAUACACCAACAGGCUUAAGACUAGAGAUUGACACGCCAAAGACAGUAUUCUUUAUUGCAUUCUUGAGUAAACAUGAUCAAAUCGUUGUUUGUUCAACGUAUGAUGACAAUGUUAGAGUUCAAUUAUGGUGUUGUUGGAGUGGAAAAUUGAUUAAAGAAGACGACCAUCCAUACAUUGAUAAAGAUCAACCUCUCGCUUUUGCCGAUGAUCAAUUUGUCCACGCGACUGGAAAUAAAAUUGUAAAAUAUCCUUUGUUUCCUGAUAAAACUGAGAAAAAUUAUCGAAUAACCAUCAAACAAUUAUCUUGUGUACAACAAUGUUCUCCCGUAAGCCAAAGGUUUGACUUAAAUUCAUUGAUCGACUCAAGUUUAGGACACCCCGUAUGUUCGAUUUUAAUUCAUAAAAAAGAAAAGGUAUAUUGUAGAUUUAAAUUUGAACCUUGGAGGAAGUGGAUAUCACCCAAUCUAUUUAUGCAAUGGUUGGAUGAAGAUGGAAAUCGAUUUUUAUUGGCAGGAAAUGAUAGCAUUCAGAUAUACAAAACAAAACCAAAAGGUCAAAUUCUGAAAGUUGAAUUACAAUAUAUAUGGACGGUUCCAUAUUAUAAAGAAGCUGAUAUCAAGUACAUGUCCUUGGAAAUUUUGAAACCUCUGCAAGAUGAUGGAAACGAUGAUCAUGAGCCAUCUUAUCGUCUUAAAGUGCAACUUACGAAUUCUGAGACAAUAAUUAUUUCACUUCCAGAGGCAAAUGAUAAGUUUACAUAUCAAAUUUUAAUAGAUGCAUGCAUGUCCGCCAAUCUUAUGCGUCUACUUUUUGGUGAAGAUCCAUCAUACGUCUCGCGUUUUGAUAUUCAUGCUCAAUUAAAAAAAUUAAUUCAAAAUUCAAUCGAUAAAUUUCCUUCGGCAUUUAAUAAAAUAUCUUUGGGCGAUGGUCAAUACAUAUAUCCCAUGGAAGACUUUAUAUUAUUUGAAUGGGAUGACAUAGUCACAGCAAUUUUAAACAACGAAAAAUAUAUUCCAUUAUUUCAUAAUGACGAACAAACUGAAAGUGCUUUAGCUUUGUUGAUUGAACUUCAAAAAUCUGAUCUUCUUGAUCAGUUGAUUUCUUAUAUAAUACGUCACGUACGUGAUAGUUAUACACCACCGAAUAGUAACUCGAAACCUUCAUCAGUCAUUUCAGUGCAAGAUAUUUCAAGAGCGAGAAUUCAACAACCCGGAUUCGCAUGGACAGUCGGAGCUGCGUUAUUAGAUUUAUAUCGAUAUUAUCCGGAUAAAGGUUCUAAAAUAUUGAGAGAAUGGAGUCAUCUUACAACUUCUUUGGAGACACCCACUCGAAUUUUACGAACGAAGUUAGGAAAUCCAUUGAAAAUUGAAGAAAGGAGCUUUCAUCCAGAGUUAAAAACUGUCUCUCGAGAUGCACAUCUACCAAAAGAGAAUUCAGUUCAUCAAUCAAUAUGGAAAUUGAUAGUUGCCAAAAUGUUUUGUAAUAUAUUCCAUAAAAGAAAUGCUACUAUUAUCUCCACAACCACAACCACAACCGCUACUUUUGCACCAUCUGAUAGAUUCAAUGCUGGUUCAUCAGUGUUCACUAUAAAUGUUAUUGGUGACGAUAAAAAAGAUUUUCAACAAAUUCAUGUGCAUCGAAAACGUCAACGUCAACAACGAUUAAACAAUGUUCAGAAAUCUCACCCUGCAAAACUUUGCGUCGUUCCAUUGCCAGAUUUUUGUGUCUAUCCUGCACCCCCAGAGAUUAAUAAGAAUUCUUCUAUUCAAGAAUACAUAAAAAGACUUUGGGCAACAUACGUUUCGCCUAAGAGACUUAGUCCUUAUGCUGAAGCCGCAAUACACGGACCGUUAGAAAUGUUUAAAAUUCGUCAAAUGCUGGGCCGGUGGAAAAACUAUUGGAUGAGCUUUGCUAAUUAUUUAGAUUUGGCAAGCUUUGGCCUACCGUUAAUUACUUGUUCAUUUGCGAUUAGUGGACAUGAACCAAGUGAUAUAUUAAAAAGUUAUGCAACCUUGUUAGUUUGGAUCAAUGCGCUUUUUCUAUCACGAGCAUUCGCUGGUACAGGGAAAUUUAUUUCUAUAGUUUUAGAAAUUUUAAAAGAAAUUAAAAUGUUAGUCCUAACUUUAGCAUUUAUGGUUGUCGGCUUUGCAAAUGCAUUGUUUGUACUUCUUCGAAAUAAUGAAGGAGUAACGGUCUCAAAUUUUACUGGUACUUUAACGAAUACAACUAGUAAUGAAAUAAUUGGCAAAUUAGAUCUCGGUCAAUCACCAAAUGUAUGGUGGACAUAUUUCCCUUGGUCAAUAUUCUCUACAUACAAAUUUUUGGGUAUAGGAUGGGAUGGUUUAUCAGUUUAUGAUCCAGAAUGGGCGGGGCUUUGCAUGAUGGUACUGUUCAGUUUAAUAAUCGAAGUAUUUAAUGCGUCUCUUAGAAAGGGUCGUCAAGCUUGGCUACGUCAACGAGCCCAAGUAAUUGCAGAAAUCGAAUUAUAUUUCCUUACACCUUCACAACGUUAUCAUGCAGAAUGGUUUCCUCACUUAAUAUACUAUGAAAGUCAUUUAGAUUCCGUUCAAGGAUGGAGACAACAAUUAUACCGAGAUGCAUUGGGUGAGGUUAAUGUUGAAUUCAUUAAGAAUGAAUUAAAGGAAGUGAAAUCUGAUAUGAUUGGUGAACUGAAAGAAGUAAAAGGAAUAGUUGGACAAAUUAGAAUUCUCGUAAACCUUGAAAGUGGCGAAACUUAG